Messenger RNA from Micromonas commoda, 576 nucleotides. RefSeq lists its product with no specific name. The record is from RefSeq and is a predicted model, not a curated record. The coding region runs from base 1 to 576 and encodes 191 amino acids. Gene Ontology annotation, molecular function: hydrolase activity. Lineage: Eukaryota; Viridiplantae; Chlorophyta; Mamiellophyceae; Mamiellales; Mamiellaceae. The transcript has a single exon.
AUGGCGGCACCCAAGAUCGCCAAAGAUGGUGGCGAGAAGGUCUAUCCCGAGGAGUGCCGCGUCGAGGUCGGCGGGCUCCAGUACCGCCGCUGCGCGGCCGCGCUCGUGUUCAACCCCAACGGCGACGUCCUCUUGGGCGAACGAUCGGACCGUCCCGGGAGUUGGGGCAUGCCGCAGGGCGGCAUCGAGAUCGGAGAGUCGCAGUCGGCCGCGGCGACGCGGGAGCUCUACGAGGAGGUUGGCAUGAGGCCAGGCGACACCGCGGGACUCUCGCUCGUCGCCGAGGUGCCCGCGGACGAAAACUUCUGCUACGCCGCGGGGGGGUGGCUCGCGGAGAAAGGACUCGCGGGCCAGCGCCUCGAGUUCACGCUGUUCCAUCUCGCCACGACGGACGACCCGACGCCGCUGUGCAACCUGGAGGGCAUGGCGGGCGAGAGCAGGGAGUUCACCCGCGUGCGCUGGGCUUCGUGGGACGAGGCGGUGAGCGCGGUGUGGGAGAGCAAGCGGGGUCCGUACGUGCGGGCGAGGGAGCUGGCGGUGCCCGUGAUCGAAAAGUACCUCGCGGGGGAGAAGUGA